Molecule: messenger RNA, 1763 nt
Organism: Aspergillus alliaceus
Lineage: Eukaryota; Fungi; Ascomycota; Eurotiomycetes; Eurotiales; Aspergillaceae
Exons: 2
Coding region: 107-1387 (426 amino acids)
Source: RefSeq, a predicted model, not a curated record
AUAUGGUUCCAGAACCGUCGCCAGAACGAUCGUCGGAAGUCGAAGCCUCUUCAACCUCAUGAACUGCUAGCUCCUCGGUCCGACGCGUCGAAACAGAGUUUCAGUGAUGAGAGUAUACCCGCAGAACCAGGAUCCUCAAGUGGGACGGAGCAAUGUUGUCCGCGGAAGCCAAGAAGAACCCGAACAGCCCAUUCUAGGUUCUCAAACGAGCAUAGCAACGUCAGAAACCCCAGAAAAUAGCCAAGGAAUACAGGAGGGUUCUCAAUUGGAGCUUGAAUUAAGCCAAGAACACGGGAGCGUACCAUGCGAUGAAUCACACCAAAACUCUGCCAAAAGGAAGCGAUCUGUCUCGGACCUUCGAGAGGGAAAACAGGAAGCACAGCAUCCCCUAACACCACGUGGAGUGCAGGGUGUAAAGUCACCCCCAUCUUUGCGAAUAUCCUUAUCAUUUGACGGAGAGGCUAUGGUGAGAAAGGAAGGUGAAUUGACUCCGUCCCCACCAAAGGGACGCAACGCGCUCCGAAUUGCCAUGUCUUCAGAUGGGAAAGCCGUGAUUCGUGCAAAUGGAGAACCAUCACCAUCCAAAAACCGCAUUUCUAUGUUUUCGACCCGAACCCCUCGGUUUGCGGGACUCCGGAGAAGCAACAGUGCAGUGGUUCUGGGAACACCCAGAGGAUCUAUCGAAAAGGAAAGGAUCUUUGGACGAUCACGCGACCCCCGGAACUGGGAAUCUGUUUUCGAUACCGAUGCCCGGAGUGCAUUAUCUACCCCAACUAGUUCGCAAAGUACUUCACAUACGGGGUCCCCUGGAUUUUUUCGCUCCGGGGCCCCGCGUUCAUUGACACGAAGUCUGUCGGCAAAGUAUAAAAAUACUGCGACAUUUAGCUCGUCUGAACAUCUCAAGACGCCUAUUCCCCAAGCUACGAGGGAGAAGAGGAGAAAACUAUCACGUGCAGUCUCAUCAUUGGGUCGCCUCGAGACUGGUCUCGGAGGUGUGAACGACAAAAACUCCCCUUACCCAAUAGAAAACUCAAAGGGUAUUGCAGGAAAAGGCGAUGGCGAUUUGGAGUUGCACUGUGGCGAUUCGGACAAGGAGAACUGGAUUCCUGGAACCCGAAACGUUCGCCGACGAGCGGCAUCCCAGCACCAUUCUUCUCGCCCCGCCCUUAGGGAUACCAACGGGAGGGAGGGCAAAGUCAACAAGGACCUAGCUGCCAGACGCUUCCGGCUCUCUCAAGCGUCGCAGCGUAAAGCAACCAAUAAAUCCGUGCCAACAGUAGAUACUGAAGUGUCUACAUUCAUGGCUGGCGGAGGCGGUUCCAGUCAGGAAGAAGACCUUAAUUGCAUCCAGGGCUUAUUAUCUUUGAGCCAAGGAGCAUGGAGAUAAGAACGGAUAUACCAGUUUUCUUGUGCGAUGAUCGAUUUCCUUUGUUAACUUUCCUUUGUUUCAUAUUCGUUCCCUUUGUAGUUACGUUCAAGUUGCGAGCUAGCAAGCGGUGACUUCAUGUAUGAUCUGUGAUGCUCAAACCGUGAUGAUUGAACUGUUGUUUUCUUUUUUUCUCUCCUGGUCCAGCCAUUCAUUUCUUCGAGGGAUAUGAAGUCGUCUUAACCCCCCGGGCUGUGAUCACCUACCAAAUAUUGAUGACGAAACCCUGUCUUGAUCAUUUUAAGAUAUCCAAAUGUAAUUCCAGGCUAAUAGGGCGAUUUGAAAAUGAAAUAAAAAUCAAGAGGAUGGUAGUUUGGGUAUGGAGCACUGAAUCCAC